AUGCCAAGAAAUAACAAAUGUGUAACAGCAGCUCCAUCAGUGAGUUCCUCCUCCUGCCAUUUCGGGCUCUUCCUGGGCAUCUACCUGGCUGCCCUCCUGGGCAACGGCCUCGUCAUCACCGCCAUAGCCUGCGACCACCGCCUCCACACCCCCAUGUCCUUCUUCCUCCUCAACCCCUCCCUCCUCGACCUGGGCUCCAUCUCCACCACUGUCCCCAAAGCCAUGGCCAGUUCCCUCUGGGACACCAGGGACAUCUCCUACUCGGGGUGUGCUGCACAGGUCUUUCUGCUUCUCUUCUUCCUUGGAGCAGAGUGUGCUCUUCUCACCAUCAUGGCCUAUGACCGCUACGUUGCCAUCUGCAAGCCCCUGCACUACGGGACCCUCCUGAGCAGCAGAGCUUGUGCCCACAUGGCAGCAGCUGCCUGGGGCAGUGGGUUUCUAAGUGCUGUGCUGCACACAGCCAACACAUUUUCAAUAUCGCUCUGCCAGGGCAAUGCUGUGGACCAGUUCUUCUGUGAACUUCCCCAGAUUCUCAAACUCUCCUGCUCAGACUCCAACCUCGGGGAAAUUUGGCUUCUUAUAUUAGGUUCCUCUGUAGCUUUUGUGUCUUUUGUUUUCAUUGUGGUGUCCUAUGUGCAGAUCUUCAGGGUUGUGUUGAGGAUCCGCUCUGAGCAGGGACGGCACAAAGCCUUUUCCACGUGUCUCCCUCACCUGGCCGUGGUCUCCCUGUUUGUCAGCACUGGCAUAUUUGCUCACCUGAAGCCCCACUCCAUCUCCUCCCUACCUCUGGAUGUGGUGGUAUCAAUUCUGUACUCAGUGGUGCCUCCAGCAGUGAACCCCCUCAUCUACAGCAUGAAGAACAAGGAAAUCAUAGAUGUCCUGCGGAAACUAUUUCAAUCUGAUCUACUUCCUAUCAAUAAGGUGCCCAUUAUCCCACUAGGGCUCCCACUGUAUUUCAGGAAAAGCCAGCACUAA
This is a messenger RNA of Phaethon lepturus (White-tailed tropicbird), 975 nucleotides long. RefSeq names its product olfactory receptor 14A16-like. NCBI's taxonomy places the organism in Eukaryota, Metazoa, Chordata, Aves, Phaethontiformes, Phaethontidae. The transcript has a single exon. Gene Ontology annotation, molecular function: olfactory receptor activity; odorant binding; G protein-coupled receptor activity. Gene Ontology annotation, biological process: G protein-coupled receptor signaling pathway. Gene Ontology annotation, cellular component: membrane. The coding region runs from base 1 to 975 and encodes 324 amino acids. The record is from RefSeq and is a predicted model, not a curated record.